This is a messenger RNA of Mycosarcoma maydis (corn smut), 1329 nucleotides long. RefSeq lists its product as uncharacterized. Gene Ontology annotation, molecular function: hydrolase activity, hydrolyzing O-glycosyl compounds. The coding region runs from base 1 to 1329 and encodes 442 amino acids. The record is from RefSeq and is a predicted model, not a curated record. NCBI's taxonomy places the organism in Eukaryota, Fungi, Basidiomycota, Ustilaginomycetes, Ustilaginales. Gene Ontology annotation, biological process: carbohydrate metabolic process. The transcript has 3 exons.
AUGUUGCGACGACCAACCGGUGCAUCCGAAUUUCGCAGUACACGCAUCCCUCCAGCGCAAAUCGUCGAGGAGAGCAUCAAGAAAGGCAAAAAAGAGGACAAUGGCAAUCUCUACUGGACACAAAGCCACGCAGGACGACGGUCGCGCAAGCAUGGCUGUCUGGUGCUGAUGAUCGGGAUCAUCGCUGGCCUGUUGCUGGGCACUUUGCGAGUCGGGUUGGAGCUGUUCAGCUACUUCAAAGAACAAGGCAAAUACUGUCUUGUACUGGAGGAUCACUUCGAUGGCCCGCUCAACACGUCGCUCUGGGUUCCAGAAGUGUCGGUGGGCGGAAAUGGCAACGGCGAGUUCCAAUGGACCACAGACUCGCCAAAAAACGCGUAUACCGAGGACGGCAUGCUUUACAUUGUGCCCACGCUCACUGCCGACGCUAUCGGAGAAGCCAACGUGUACGACGGCUAUACUGUCAACUUGACCGCCGACGGCACCUGUACAACCAACGAGGUCAAGUGGACCAAGAUAGACAAAAAGGUCCCUAUGCAGGUGGCUAUCAACAGCACACACACCAACUGUAUUGCACGCAGCAACGCAACCCUGGGCACUGUAAUCCCUCCGAUCCAGAGUGCGCGCUUGACAACAAAAGGAACUGCUGCUAUCCGCUAUGGUCGUGUCGAAGUGCGAGCGCGCAUGCCCACUGGUGACUGGCUCUGGCCGGCAGUUUGGAUGAUGCCUCGUGACAGUGUCUACGGUGAAUGGCCGCGAUCUGGUGAAAUCGACAUUUUCGAAAACGACGGAAACCAGCCAAAGUCACGAUAUGAUGUGCACAGCAACGCAAUGCGCAGUACACUACAUUUCGGCAUCGAUGCUGCUCACAAUCUACAGAGCCACUGGAGGGGGAUUCGCCUCCUCUGGCGAAAGUACUUCAACGAAGAGUUCCACACAUUCGGGCUCGAGUGGGACGAGCACGGCAUCUGGACAUGGGAAAACACACGCAACUAUAGAGUCCUCAAUAAGAAGUUCCACAAUUUUGCCAUUGAUCGCCAGCCCAUCCAGCGCGAUGACAAAGGCGCCAUCAUCCCGCCGCCGAAUCCGUGGCUGACGGCGAACAACAAGGCUGCCCCCUUCGAUCAGUACUUCUACCUGAUCAUGAAUGUUGCCGUCGGUGGUACGGGUGGCUACUUUACCAACGGUCCCUGGUCCAAUUCGGACCCUAAUGCUCAGCGUGCCUUUAUCGAAGCCAAAGACAAAACCUGGGGACCUACUUGGCCGAAUGAUCCCAAAAGGCGUGGUAUGGCUGUAGAUUACGUCAAGAUGUGGCAGCGUUGUGGUUAG